AAAUGAAGAUUUCAGAUUCAUUCUUGAUUUUGUAAAUAAAAUAUCUCGAUGGUAUUUGUGCACAGCGAACUUUUAAACAGACGUUUGUUUAGUUGACAAAAAGAGAAAGAAAAACAAAAUGUUGACAGGAAUAUUGUGUAUUUUAGUGUGUGUAUUGGCAGUGAUUUUUGCUAUUUUUCAUUUUUUUGAUAAUAGAGAAUUAUUUAAGAAAACAAAUCAUUUUCCGGGACCGAGAAUUCUUCCUCUUGUUGGAUGUGCUUAUCAAUUUAUAGGAGAUUCUGCACAUUUCAUGAAACAAAUUAUAAGAAUUAGUUGCACGUAUGAAUCACCGUUUCGUAUGACACUUGGAUCACGAAUAUUUAUUCUCACUAGGGAUCCAGAACAGAUAAAAACGAUUCUUCAGAGUUCAAAAACAGUUGAGAAAGCUUAUGUUUACGAUUUUGCUAAACCUUGGGUUGGUAACGGAUUAGUGACAGCGGAACAUAAAAUAUGGCGUAAUCAUCGAAAAAUGAUUCAACCAACGUUCAAUCAAAAAAUACUCCAAUCUUUUAUUUCAAUUUUUCAAAGAAAUUCAAUUCUAUUGACAAAAACAUUUGAAAAAGAAAUAAAUGGACCGGAAUUUGAAAUAUCACCACAUGUUGCAUUCAUGUCAGUCAGUAAUAUUUGUGAAACUUCAAUGGGUGUUUCUGUAGAAACACAAAAAGAGGACGUUGAACAAUUUUACAAUUUUUCAAAAAGGGUAUUUUAUGUUUUAUUCAAGCGAUUAAUUCAAAUAUGGCUUCAUUCAGAUUUAUUGUUCAGCAUGAGUCUUCUAGCAAAAAGUUUCAAUGGUUAUGUAACGUUCAUUCACAAUUUCACUGAUGAAGUCAUUCAAAAAAAGAGAGAAACUUUAAAAAUAAAAUCUGACGAUAUUGAAGAAGAUUGUCCAAAAAUGAGAAAACCAACUUUGGAUUUUUUAUUACAAUUAUCGGAUAAAGAACAUUUUACUGAUAAAGAAAUUCGCGAGGAAGUGGUCACUUUGAUAACUGCUGGCUCUGAUACAACAGGCAGAACAAUGGAUUUUGUUCUCUUUAUGUUGGCAAUUCAUCCAGAAGUUCAGGAAAAAGUUUACGAGGAAAUAUUUAGCGUUUACGGUUCUGAUGAUUCAGAAAAGAAUCCAGUGAAAUUUGAAGAUUUACAUAACUUUAUGUAUUUGGAACGUGUCAUCAAGGAAACAAUGAGAUUAUUUCCAAUUGUUCCAUUUAUUGCUCGUUUGGUUUUAGAAGAUUUGGAAUUGGAUGGACAAACAGUACCAAAAGAUUGUUCAGCAGUUAUUUUAGUUUUGGCACUUCAUCGAAAUGAAAAAAUUUGGCCCGAUCCGUUAAAAUUUGAUCCUGACAGAUUUCUACCAGAGGAAGUUAAUAAACGUCAUCCAUGUGCUUAUAUUCCAUUCAGUUUUGGCCCUAAAGACUGCAUAGGUCGUGUUUAUGCUAUGAUAUCAAUGAAAGUCUCAAUAAUAACACUAUUGCGAAAAUAUAUUUUGAAAAAGGACGAAAUAACGGAAGUCAAAAAUAUCAAAUUAAAAAUGGAAACAAUUCUUCUGUGUUCAAAACCAAUUACGCUCAGAAUAGAAAAAAGAUGAGAAUUCAAAUGCAAAAUAUUAUAAUAAUCAUGAUAUGUGUGUACAUCUAUGCAUAGUAUUAAAAAUUAGAAAUAUCUGAUCUUUUGUUUACGAAUAUAACUGCAUGUGAAGAAAAAUAUACAAUCUUUUCUUAUAA
Messenger RNA from Leptopilina heterotoma, 1757 nucleotides. Its product is annotated as cytochrome P450 4C1-like. Gene Ontology annotation, molecular function: heme binding; monooxygenase activity; oxidoreductase activity, acting on paired donors, with incorporation or reduction of molecular oxygen. Bases 119 to 1621 code for a protein of 500 amino acids. The transcript is spliced from 12 exons. The record is from RefSeq and is a predicted model, not a curated record. Lineage: Eukaryota; Metazoa; Arthropoda; Insecta; Hymenoptera; Figitidae.